Molecule: messenger RNA, 1259 nt
Organism: Xylona heveae TC161
Lineage: Eukaryota; Fungi; Ascomycota; Xylonomycetes; Xylonales; Xylonaceae
Exons: 1
Coding region: 230-1069 (279 amino acids)
Source: RefSeq, a predicted model, not a curated record
GAAUGAUUUUUCGCCUCUUUUGUGGGAUUUCCCAGCCAUCAGUUAUUUAAACCUGACUCACCUUUCUAAACUCCUUGAUCAUUCGUUACACUCUGUUUUUUACACCCACAAUCAUCGCUGCUAGCAACCACUUUUCAUCUCAAACUCCCAUCACCCCUUCACAUUCGUUAACAUCUCUCAUUCAUACUUCCCAAGCACUCUUUGAAGUUGAUUCUCCAAGCUGAACAACAUGUCUGUGAGCGAAGUCAACGCUGACUUGCGGGACCCAGGAGGAGAGAGUGGUCAUCGUGGGGUUCAGCAUCGAACGCUCACGCCUGGCAGUCAGGAAACUCACGCUGUUGCAUCGCAAGCAGAGGAGACCCUUCAUCAUGGCGGCAAUCUCUCGGCGUUUUUGCCGCUUGAUUCACCCCCAAAUAACCAGAUUGAAGGCGUCUCGCCGCUUAACGGGUCCAACUCGAGCGAGCUCCUUCCCUCUUCCUUCCAACCUCUUCGACCCCCUCAGACACGUGAUCCCUCCUUUGGCAAUACUCCAAUUUCCAGACAACCUGAAGAAGAAACAACUCACACUGACAACCCUGGCAUAGCUACAUCUUCUCAGAGGAACAAUAGGAGUGAAAGCACCAAUCGACAACUGUCAUCGUCUUCCGUCCUUGAGCCGUCGUCUGAGACUCAUCAGCCCGAGCAGGAUACUCAGGCGCGUGACCGUAUCAGCCCCCAUCCUCAGAGACCGGAUGAGACUUUGACCGGUCCACCCACUGCCGGUUCUAACCAAGGCGAGGAGCUUGAUCAGAGUGAAUCUUCAGACGAAGAAUAUUACAAUCCUUUUGAUUACGGCACAAUUGAGCUCGUUCUGCCGAUUGAACCUUACAGAAUUCUUACUGAAGAUUGGGGCACAUUGUCACCUGGCGGGCAACACGUUAUCAUUGACGACAUUCAAUUUCAAGUAAAUCAAUCACAGUUGACUGAACAGCCAGCUCGUGCCACUCCUACUGCCACUCCCGCACCACAGUCACCUGGCCGAAUUCGACGGCUGCUGUCCAGGUACGUGACACAGAUGAAAAUCAAUUGAUUUGCAGAAACUGAGAGACUAGUAGAACCACUCGUUCAAUCCGCUCUAUUUUGCGUCCUCGUCGUUUCUCCCUACGAAGGCUCUUCCAAGGCCGGCGUCCCACGCAAAGUUUCUCGCCGCGUCUGCCUCGACCGCGUCCACAGGGCUCUCGCACAGCCAGAGGAACUCCUUUCGAAGGUCCUCCUGGAAG